UUAAUGCUUGAUCAUAGCCAAUGUUUGUCACAUUCAUAACGCAAGAAAGUUUGUAUAUUGUAUACGAUAAUCUGAAGCAUUAAUCUUUUCUUGAAGGAUAAUUUUAUAUAUUAUUAAUAGUUGGUUAAAAGCAUAACAAAAACGUGACUAAACUAAAUACCAGACUAUAUCGAAGCCAUUGUGACGAUGUCUACAGACUUUUAUAUACGUUAUUAUGUUGGUCAUAAAGGAAAAUUUGGUCACGAAUUUUUGGAAUUCGAAUUUAGACCAGACGGCAAAUUACGAUAUGCAAAUAAUUCAAAUUACAAAAACGAUACAAUGAUUCGUAAGGAAGCCUAUGUACAUCAAUGUGUGAUGGAAGAACUGAAAAGAAUCAUUCAAGACUCUGAAAUCAUGCAGGAAGAUGAUUCUCUGUGGCCACAACCUGAUCGAGUUGGGCGACAGGAAUUAGAAAUUGUAAUUGGAGAUGAACACAUAUCGUUCACAACAUCUAAAACUGGUUCUUUACUAGAUGUUAAUCAGUCACGUGAUCCAGAAGGUCUACGAUGCUUCUAUUACCUUGUACAGGACCUUAAAUGUUUAGUAUUUUCUCUUAUAGGACUUCAUUUUAAAAUUAAACCUAUAUAAAUACAUACAAUUAUUUUAUAAUCUAUUUCAAACUUAAAUAAAUGUAAUGUAUUUGAUUAAGGAAAUAUAUGACCAUUUUUAAUUAA
Molecule: messenger RNA, 713 nt
Organism: Megachile rotundata (alfalfa leafcutting bee)
Lineage: Eukaryota; Metazoa; Arthropoda; Insecta; Hymenoptera; Megachilidae
Gene: mago
Product: mago, exon junction complex subunit
Biological process (GO): RNA splicing
Cellular component (GO): nucleus; catalytic step 2 spliceosome; exon-exon junction complex
Source: RefSeq, a predicted model, not a curated record